AAGAAGCAAAUACAAUUUUGUUUGUAUUAAAAAAGAAACAAUAAAUCUUACAAUUAUUGAACUUUUUUACUGAAAUUAAACAACAUUUCAGGCUGGUCUUUCUCAUCAAAAUGUAAUUUUAAUUACGCAUAUGUACGUGCCGUCGUGGUUUUAUAAAUUUUAACUUGAAUCUUUGUAAUCAGUCUUCGAAUAAAUUUAAAUUAAUUACCGUAACGUGAGAGAAAGAAGGAAAGUAUCGUGUGUAAGGAAUUCUGCGAAGUUUUUUAAUUUGUGAUAUACGUGCUGUUCUUGAAUAAAUCAAAUAGGUUAUGUUUCUAAUUAUACAAUUGUAAUAAAACUUGAUAAGAAUCAAUGUGAAAUUUCACACUUAAAUGUAAUUAUCAAUUUAAUAAUUAUCGUUCAAAAUUGAAUAAACACAUCUGUUUCGUGUAUAAAGAUUCAUUUAUUACAGCGCGUAUAAGCAUACAUAUGUACAUAUAUGUAUAUGUAAGCAAGUGCAUAAUCUGUUAGCUACAAAAAAUCGGCGUGUCCUAGUCGGUAGUUGCUGUCUCACAUACAGCUGCUUAGGUAUUUUUAAAAAUUACUUUUAACAUUUACGAUGGACGAGAUUGACGUACUGCGAAAAAAAAUCAGUGAGCUUGAAGACAAAUUGCUGAAAGAACAGCAGAAAAAUGUGUUUACAACAAGAGAGAAAAUAGAACAUAUGUCAAGCGAAGUGACUGAUUCAAACCCUUACAGUCGUUUGAUGGCCUUAAAACGUAUGGGUAUAGUAAGUAAUUAUGAAAAAAUAAAAGAGCUGACAGUUGCUGUAGUUGGAAUAGGUGGAGUCGGUAGUGUGACUGCCGAAAUGUUAACAAGAUGUGGAAUUGGCAAGUUGAUACUUUUUGACUAUGAUAAAGUAGAAAUGGCAAACAUGAAUAGACUUUUCUUUCAACCUUAUCAAGCUGGCCAAAAUAAAGUAGAAGCAGCAGCAACAACAUUGCAAUACAUAAAUCCAGAUGUAAAAAUUGAAACUUAUAAUUACAACAUCACCACAAUGGAUCACUUUGAACAUUUCACGAAUGUCAUAAGCACAGCAGGUUUAGUCAAAGGUCCAGUAGAUUUGGUUCUGAGUUGUGUGGACAAUUUUGAAGCACGGAUGGCAAUUAAUACCGCUUGUAAUGAACUUAAUCAGAAGUGGUUUGAAAGUGGAGUUUCUGAAAAUGCAGUUUCUGGUCAUAUUCAAUUUAUAAUUCCUGGGGAAACAGCUUGCUUCGCGUGUGCUCCCCCAUUAGUGGUAGCAGAAAAUAUAGACGAGAAAACGUUAAAACGGGAUGGUGUAUGUGCUGCAUCUUUGCCGACAACUAUGGGAAUUGUUGCAGGUUUUUUAGUUCAAAAUGCAUUGAAAUACCUUUUGAACUUUGGCGAUGUUACCUAUUAUUUGGGUUACAACGCUAUGCAAGAUUUCUUUCCUAUAAUGACAUUAAAACCAAAUCCUAACUGUGAAGAUAGGUAUUGUAGAAAACAUCAAUUAGAUUAUGCUUCAAAACCAAAACCAGAACAGAGGGUAGAAGAAGCAGUUGAAGAUAAGCCUCUUCACGAAGAUAAUGAAUGGGGAAUUACCCUCGUCGAUGAACGAGAUCAACAGAUUGAUGAAAAAGUACAUAGUGCUUCGUGGUCAAUUGAUUCUCAAAUCAAUCAAAUUCCGUCCGAAUGUGACACUAGUUUAGAGGAACUAAUGGCACAAAUGAAAUCUAUUUAACUUUUAUUUCUUUACAAUAAUAAUACCAACAUUGUU
Molecule: messenger RNA, 1777 nt
Organism: Frieseomelitta varia
Lineage: Eukaryota; Metazoa; Arthropoda; Insecta; Hymenoptera; Apidae
Gene: Uba5
Product: ubiquitin-like modifier-activating enzyme 5
Exons: 6
Coding region: 599-1741 (380 amino acids)
Biological process (GO): protein ufmylation
Cellular component (GO): cytoplasm; cytosol
Molecular function (GO): UFM1 activating enzyme activity
Source: RefSeq, a predicted model, not a curated record